CCUUUCUCUCAUUGAGCUCCAUGAUGGCCCUCGGCUGGUCCGCACCUUCCCAGGUCUGCACCGCCUUGGCUUUAGCCCUGGGCCUGGCCGCGGCUUGGCGAUGGCUCCGGGCGCGUCGAAGCCCUGAGCUGCGGCUGAAGCGAGUGGGGACGGUGUCGGGGCUCUUCCUCUACCCGCUCAAGUCCUGCCGUGGCCUCUCCGUGGACAAGGCGGAGGUGACCGAGCUGGGCCUUCGCAGCGGGGUCCUGAGCGACAGGUGUUGGACUGUGAUGAAAGAAGAUGGGGAGAUGUUGUCUGCUAAGGAAGAACCUCGUUUGGUGCUGAUUUCUGUGACCCAUGAAGAUGGCUAUAUUACACUGAAUGCUCCAGAAAUGAAGGCGCUGAAAAUCCCCCUUCAACUCCCAAGAACAAAUUCAAUCAGGAACUGCAGACGCCUUGGAGCUGAGGGUGAAGGUAGGGACUGUGGUGAGGAGGCAGCACAAUGGAUUACAACCUUCCUGAACACAAAGCCUUACCGAUUAGCUCACUAUGAACCCAACAUGAUGACAAGGAAGUCAAGAGAUGUCCUGCCUGAGUUUGAAAUUACAGAUGAGGUUGCUUAUGCUGAAGGCAGUCCGAUCUUGCUAAUUUCAGAAGCUUCCUUGGAUGAUCUAAACAGCCGGCUAGAAGAGAAAGUUUCAAUAACAAACUUCCGCCCAAAUAUUUUUGUUACAGGAUGUGCACCUUUUGAAGAAGAUUCUUGGUCUCAAAUAUUAAUUGGCAAUGUUCAGAUGAAAGGAAUACUGCCUUGCCCCAGGUGCAUUUUCACAACAAUUGAUCCAAAUACUGGAAUCAUGCAUAAGAAGGAACCACUGAAGACACUGAAAAGGUAUCGCAAGUAUGCUUCUACCGAACAACAUUCCUACAAGUCUUUCCCUCCUUUUGGAUGCUUGUAUGGAAUUGAAAAGACUGGGAUGCUUGCAGUUGGGGAUCCAGUAUAUGAGAUAAUCUAGAGAUGGAGAUGAUUUGUGCAAUGAAACAUACUCAUUCAAAUGUGCAAAUGGAUUCUUUGCACAUUUUGAGAAAGAACUUUAUCACAUUCAUUUUUCAGGGAGAUUUCCUAUAAAGUUUUUAAGCAGAUCUGGUAAAAUGAGAUAUGCUUGUGCUCUAUGUAAAUGAUAUUGUUAUAAAAUAAAGGUAAUCCAUCUAUGGACCAACCCCCAAGACCCCACGGAUGGAGGACCAUCAUCCUCGAACUACGAGGGAUCGCCUAAGGGCUAGAUAACAGUCAUAAAGGUGCUGUCUGAAGGAAAAUCUAGUAACGAUUUUUCAUAUUUCUGCAGAAUUUGUAGUUCUUUCAGAUUGUUAAACACAAUUAAAAAAUAUUCAAAGCUUUCAAAUUAAAUAUUUUUCUAAAAGUUUAGUUUUAACAUUUAUAAAGCUUUGGGCGCAACUA
Messenger RNA from Anolis carolinensis (green anole), 1435 nucleotides. RefSeq names its product mitochondrial amidoxime reducing component 2. Lineage: Eukaryota; Metazoa; Chordata; Lepidosauria; Squamata; Anolidae. The coding region runs from base 21 to 992 and encodes 323 amino acids. The transcript is spliced from 7 exons. Gene Ontology annotation, molecular function: molybdenum ion binding; pyridoxal phosphate binding; molybdopterin cofactor binding. Gene Ontology annotation, cellular component: mitochondrial inner membrane. The record is from RefSeq and is a predicted model, not a curated record. Gene Ontology annotation, biological process: nitrate metabolic process.